Molecule: messenger RNA, 987 nt
Organism: Entrophospora sp. SA101
Lineage: Eukaryota; Fungi; Glomeromycota; Glomeromycetes; Entrophosporales; Entrophosporaceae
Source: the annotation of a GenBank genome assembly
AUGACAGUGAAAGCAACAACAAGAACAACUUCAUUAUUAUCGAGAUCUUGUCACAAUUCUUUAACUUCUUCUAAUUCUGAUUUGUCAUCAUCUACAGAGUUCAAUUUAUUUUAUAAUAAUCCGGUAGAGUUACUGAUGAAUUCGUUAUGUGUUCUAAUAAUGGAAAGUUCCAAUCUUGAAAUAUUAAAGUUGAAUACUAUGCAUGAAUUGCCAAAUUUCAUGAUCUUUACACAAAAGUCUCCGGGAUUAACGAAUUUAAAAAAAUUAAAAAUAUCCUGUAACAAUUUUUAUAUUAGGAAUCAAUUUAUUAAAAAUAACGUAUUUCAACUACUCAAAUCUUUACCUAAAAUUAGUAACAAUAUUGAAUUUUUAGAUAUUCAUUACAAGUCAAAUGAUCCCAAGACAUUAGAAAUAUUGAAUGCAUUCAUCAGGUCACAGAAAAAUAUUCAUACUUUCAAGCUGAGUGUGUUGAGAGAUUACGAUAAAUUAUCAUCAAUCAUUUCUUCGUUGGAGGAAAGUCAUACAAAUAAUCUAGUUAAUCUUAAAAUUAAAUUAUUAAAUAACAACCAUAUUAAUGAUGGUGGUAGUAAUAAUAAUAUUUAUAACUAUAAAGAAGGGAAUGAUAAUAAAAAUAAACUUAAAAAUUAUCAUCAGAUCGACGAUCAAUUAUUAAGUCUAAUAUGCAAAUCCAAGAAAUUAAAAACUUUAAAUUUUAAAUCAGAGUUUACUAAUAACAAUAAUAUUGGUAAUAAUAUCAGUAGCAGUAAUAUCAGUAGUAGUAGCAACUAUUAUAAUUAUUAUGUUCAUGAUAAUUAUAAAAAAAUACUAUCAUUAUACGAAAACAAAAUCAAUUCAAUAAUUUUGGGAAACAAAGAUUUAAAUUUCUCUAAAUUAUUUGACGAUGAUGAUAAUGUUUUAAAUGAGUUAAAAAAUUGUGUUAAAAUAAUUGAAACUUCUAAACCUAUUAAAGCUUUAGAUUUAAUUUAA